Molecule: messenger RNA, 1337 nt
Organism: Drosophila serrata
Lineage: Eukaryota; Metazoa; Arthropoda; Insecta; Diptera; Drosophilidae
Product: malectin-A
Cellular component (GO): membrane
Molecular function (GO): carbohydrate binding
Source: RefSeq, a predicted model, not a curated record
UUGUCGUGCCAGCACUAUACAUGCUGACUGUAUAGAAAUAUAUUAAUACAUUUGUUAAUGGCUCAAAUCCGGCUCGCAGAGUGCUCCUAUUAGCCAACUCAGCUAGCCGGGCAAAAGAACUUGGCCAGGAUAAAUCAGAAGGACAAAAGCCGACAACCGGACACCUGGGAACCCGAGAAAAAUGCGAAGAAAACUCCAAGGAGCAAGAACAACAACAACAACUGCUAACAUGUGCAACGUUGCAUGGAAAAAGGGGAGUUUUGCGGACCACUUGCUGUCUAGUUGGAUGUCCCUCUUCCUGGCCGUCCUCGUUCUCAUCUCCUGCAGCACCAGCAGCAGUGCCGCGGAUCCCCUCAAGGUCAUAUACGCCGUUAAUGCCGGCGGAGAGGAGCACACGGACCGGAAUGGCAUUCAGUACGACGCUGAUCCUUUGAAGGGCAUCGGCAUCGCUUCGGACUAUGGCAAGCACCUGCUGAUGAUUGGACGGGUGCACGAGCAGGACGAAGUGCUGUACAGGACGGAACGCUACCACACCACCACCUUUGGCUACGAUCUGCCCAGCGACGGCGACGGAGAUUACGCGUUAAUCAUGAAGUUCUGCGAGGUGUACUUCGAUGCGCCACAGAAGAAGGUUUUCGAUGUGCUGCUCAACAGGAAGCACACUGUGGUCCGGCAACUGGACAUCUACGAUCAAGUGGGUCGGGGCUCCGCCCACGACGAAAUAGUGUACUUCAAGAUCAACAACGGACGGCUGAACUACGAGGGCGAAGUGUCCGAUGUACGCAAUGGUCGCCUGCGGCUGGAUUUCAUCAAGGGUGCUCUGGAUAAUCCCAAGAUUAAUGCCUUUGCCCUGCUUAAGGGCGAUGUUUCCCAGCUUCCGCGUCUGCACGGCACCGAGGCGAGUGAAAGGAUAAAGCCGGAGGUGGGCAGCAGUAACAGCAAGCAAAUAGUGGACCAGAAGCAGCCAGGACACCAGCCGGAACGAGUUGUGCGCACGCAGAGGGAUGAUGUGGAUGAGGACGACGAAGAUCUGGAUGAUGAGGAGUUUGGCGACGAGCUGCCCGAUCAGUUGAAAGAGAGUGGCGAGCCCAGUGAUCACUCUGCAUCGCAACAGAAAUCAACGGACUCGAAGAAACCUUACAGUGGACCUCGUCAGCCAAAUCCAUACUCCAUGGACGACUCCUCCAUACUGCUCCCCGUGUUCAUCGCCAUUGGAGCCUUCAUUCCGCUGCUAUUCUGCCUUUGCAAGCUGUGAUCCCCCAUCCGUGACCCGAUCUCGACCUGCCAGUUCAUUUCCUGCUGCUUUUUGUGAUUUUUGAUAAAAGACUUAAUUGUAA